Molecule: messenger RNA, 1434 nt
Organism: Ustilaginoidea virens
Lineage: Eukaryota; Fungi; Ascomycota; Sordariomycetes; Hypocreales; Clavicipitaceae
Exons: 1
Coding region: 1-1434 (477 amino acids)
Molecular function (GO): hydrolase activity, acting on carbon-nitrogen (but not peptide) bonds
Source: RefSeq, a predicted model, not a curated record
AUGACCGUUCGGAAGGUACAGUCAGCCGUCUCGGCUUCGACGCCAGCUCCCGCACCGUCAACAUCACAGUCUGGCUCCGUGGCAAGGAUUGCCGAUAGCGACACCACCAGAGUCGGGACCGUUCCGGAGAGACUGACCAAGCCGUGGAAAAAGGGCCCCCAGUGGACGUGGGUACUCAGGAAUGCAAACAUUGUCGACCCAGGCAGCGGCUCAGUGCACCGGAACCAGGACGUCAAGCUCUCGGGCGGGCUCGUCGAAGCAAUCGCCGACGAAAUCGCGGCGGGUUCUCAAGACUUUGUCCUGGACUUGGAAGGCAGAUACGUCUGUCCCGGCCUGAUCGACUGCCACGUGCAUCUUAGCUCAGUCGCCGGCAACCCGAGCCUGAGCGGAGCCUUGUCGGCUUCCGACCCAGCCGCAUCCUACUUUCGACAACCGUUCCUCUGCAAGCAGAUUCUCGACCGGGGAUUCACGUCGGUGCGCGAUGUGGGCGGCGCAACGUUGGCCCUGAAGGAAGCCAUUGAGGAUGACGUGUUUCCCGGGCCCCGGGUCGUGAUUGCGAACAAGGCUUUGUCACAGACGGGCGGACACGGUGACAUCAGAGACAGCCACGACACACAACGGUGCUGCGGUGGGGACACCAUCUUGUCAAAGGUAGUUGACGGCGUACCUGGCUGUAUCCAGGCCGCCAGGGAGCAAUUCCGCACGGGGGCAGACUUUAUCAAGAUCAUGGCGGGCGGCGGCAUCGCCUCCCCCACCGACAAGCUCGAGAGCACCCAGUUCACAGCAGCCGAGAUCCGGGCCAUAGUCGAAGUGGCCGACACGUACGGCAGCUACGUCACGGCUCACGCAUACACCCCCAAGGCGAUUCGCCACGCCGUAGACAACGGGGUCAAGGGCAUCGAGCACGGCAACUUCAUCGACCGUGAUACCGCUCGGCACUUGGCGAGCCGGGGAGUCUGGCUCACCCCCACGCUCGUCACGUACGAGGCCCUGGGAUCUGGCAAGUACGCCGGAUUCCUACCGCCGGCAAACCGCGCGAAGAACGAGGAGGUGCUGAAGAGAGGGCUCGAGUCGCUCCGCACGGCUCACGAAGCAGGUGUCGCCAUCUGCCACGGAUCCGAUCUUUUAGGACCCUUGCAUGAGGAGCAGAGCAACGAAUUUCGCAUCCGCGCAAGAGCACUCGGCAACGUGGCGGUCCUGCAGGGGGCAACGGUCAACGCUGCGAGGCUGCUGCGACAGGACAAGUUCCUGGGGCAGGUGAGGGAGGGGUUUGCCGCGGACCUGCUGAUACUCGGCAGGAACCCGUUGGAAGACGUGACUGUGUUGAGCGAGCCGGAGAAGACGGUCUUGGGGGUGUUUAAGAAUGGGCGCGUGUACAAGAGCAGGUGGAGCAGAUUGCCAGAGGAUGGGAUGUUGGUGGCCGGGCGAGGGUGA